AUGACUAGAGUUCUUCUUACAGGCGGCUCCGGCUUCAUCGCUGCUCAUAUCCUCGACAUCCUCCUUGAGCACGGCCACGAAGUCAUCACAACAGUCCGUUCCCAAGCCAAGGCAGAUAAGAUCAAAGCCGCGCACCCCAACACCCCCGAUUCCAAGCUCUCCUUCAAGAUUGUAGAGGAUAUUGCCCAAGAAGGCGCUUUUGACGAAGCUGUCAAGAUCGAUGGCCUGGAGGCAGUCAUCCACACCGCAUCCCCCUUCCACUUCAAUGUCACGGAUACCAAGAAGGACCUCCUAGACCCGGCCAUCAACGGCACAAAAGGCGUUCUCUCAGCCAUCAAGAAGAACGCACCAUCAGUAAAACGCGUCGUCAUUACCAGCAGCUUCGCCAGCAUCAUCAACGCCGCCAAAGGCAACAGCUGGACAGAACACACCUACACAGAAGCAGACUGGAACCCAAUCACGCUCUCGGAGGCCGUGCAGAACCCCAGCAACGGGUACCGGGCCUCCAAGACGUUCGCGGAGAAGGCCGCCUGGGAUUUCGUCGAAAAGGAAAAGCCGAACUUCACUCUCGCGACCAUGUGCCCGCCGCUGGUCCUAGGCCCCAUUGUGCACUACCUGAACGACCUGUCGGCGCUUAACACCUCGAACCAGCGCGUUCGCAAUCUGAUCACGGGCCAGAACAAGCAAGAGAUUCCUGACACGGGCACCUUCCUUUGGACAGAUGUGCGGGAUCUGGCGCUCGGCCACGUCAAGGCUAUGGAGCUGCCUGGGGCAGCGAACAAGCGUUUCUUCUUCACGGCGGGUUACUUUACGAACAAGGAGAUUUGCGAGAUCAUCCGCAAGAACUUCCCCGAGUACAAGGACCAGUUGCCGGGCGUCGAUGUGAAAGGGGGGGAUAGGCCGGCGGAGGGCCUGUACGGAUGGAGUAAUGAGAGGAGUGUGGAGGUGCUGGGAAUCAAGUUUCGGGGGUUGGAGGAGAGUAUUGUGGAUUUGGUGAAGAGUCUCAAGGAGGUUGGUCUUGAGAGUAUUAGUAGACCGAGAUUCGCUACAGGCCUGGAACAAUAUCAGAGUAUUGCUUUGGUUUCCUUGCUUGAGAUCGAGGAGGCUCGGUUGGUGUUCAACAAGGGGCAAAAUUUAAGCGAGGCGCCCGAUGUUGUCCCUGAUCUCUCUCUGAAACGUCGUCCCAAAAGCUUCAACCGCAACAAGGCGACCUCCUGGUGCAUCUCUGGCGGAUCAUUGGCUGAGCCAUCCCCCCAUCCAUCCCGCGAUGCUUGA
Molecule: messenger RNA, 1275 nt
Organism: Drepanopeziza brunnea f. sp. 'multigermtubi' MB_m1
Lineage: Eukaryota; Fungi; Ascomycota; Leotiomycetes; Helotiales; Drepanopezizaceae
Molecular function (GO): oxidoreductase activity, acting on the CH-OH group of donors, NAD or NADP as acceptor
Source: RefSeq, a predicted model, not a curated record